Saccostrea cuccullata (small rock oyster) is the source of this 2199-nucleotide messenger RNA. Its product is annotated as kelch-like protein 7. Bases 68 to 1342 code for a protein of 424 amino acids. Gene Ontology annotation, molecular function: protein binding. The transcript has 3 exons. Lineage: Eukaryota; Metazoa; Mollusca; Bivalvia; Ostreida; Ostreidae. The record is from RefSeq and is a predicted model, not a curated record.
GUUCAAAAACACCACAACAGGCGGGCUAUUGUUUUUGAACACGGAGGGAAGAAAUAUCAAAUUUUUAAUGGACACACAGAGUUUUGACAUGAUGGAAGGUUCAUCUUCCUCUCUGAAAUACGGACAACGCCUGAUGCAAAAGUUUGGAAAGCCAAUGAAUGGAGCACAACCACCAGAUUACGGGGUUUUCUGUUGUAACGAAGAAUUCAGCGACGUUAGAAUCACAGUUGGGGACACGACCUAUUUCGGUCAUCGCAUUGUUCUGGCAAGCACCAGUGAAGUCUUUCAAACUAUGCUUUCAUCUAUCUGGUGUACUACUUCUGAUCUUCAUUUAGAGGAAACGGGUGAUUGUGAGGAAGUUUUCCCAGAAUUCCUGGAGUUUCUCUACACCUGGAAGGUAAAACUGAACGAGGAAAAUGUCAUUCCACUCGGGCUAUUGGCUGAUAAGUAUCUGGUGAAAGAUCUAGCCUCCCUCUGCGUUGAUUUCAUGGUUGCAGAAGUCUGUAGUGAAAAUGCCAUUCCAUGGUUUAGAUUUUCUUUGAAAUACGAUGUCGAUGCCUUGUACGAUAAGUGCAUUACGUACAUAAGCCAUAAUUUUGAGCAUUUCAACAACAGUGGAAAAUUGGUGGAAUUGGAAACUAGUGAGCUGAGUUUGGUGUUGGAUUCUGGUGCCAUAGUUUGCAAGUCAGAAAUGGAUAUCAUUCAGGCGAUUAUAAGGUGGAUGAAGGCCUAUGAUCGACCAGUGCAGGAAACUCUGCGAGAUGAUAUCGUCAAAUUGUUUGGCAGUGUCCGCGCUCCAAUGCUUUCUCCGGACGAUAUAGAUAAGAUCGAAAAGAUGAAAGAGCUGCAGGAUUUUGUCAUGCUACUGCUUCCCAAGUUCUACAUGAGCUACAAGUACCACUCUUUUGGCCUGGGGGUACCGAUUCCACCUGAGGACAAAAAGUUCAAGAAUUACGUCCCACGAAUUUACACAGAUCGUUGUGGUACCACUUUCAACACCACCACCUUCUGGGAGCAUUAUUUCCAAACGCCUUCACACAUGUCAGCAAAAUAUGGAGCCAUUCUGAAAUGGAAAUACCAAAACAGAAAACCUAACGAGCUGGAUCUGCUUCCCUCCCCUGUCAGUGCCUUAGGUAAUCUGGUUCCCUUCAAACUGAGGGUGAUCCGCUUGACCAAAAGAGAAAGAAACGGCUUUGCGGAGGUGAAAAUUAUGAAUGAUACCGUAAACCUGGUGUCAACCUAUGGUCCGUGUAUCGACAUGGGAGUCUCAUUUGGCUAUGAAAAUGACAUAAAAAAGCAUGGAUUAACAGUCGUCAUUCUGCCAGACGGCUUCCCAAUAUGAUUUUUCUUGUUAGUUUUGAUAUAGAUUUAUCUAUUUUUAUUUGCAGUGAAAUAUAUAUGAUUGAUGUGUUGGUGGGGGGGGGGAAGUUGGACCACUUUGAUUUUGGGGUACUUAUUUCCAUAAAUUUUCAUGUUUUUUUUUUUUCAAAUGCAACAUGUUUUUCAAGCGUUAAAAAUUGUCAUUUAUAUUUCUAUAAUGAGUAACUGAAUUAUGAAUUGUGGUGAAUUUACUUGCAUUUCAGUCACACUUGUAACUGGUAUAUUUAAUUGAAAAAAAAAUAAAUCUCUAUUUUACUUCCAAGAAAUUUAUAAGUACUUAACCAUAGUUACAUGCAAGUUUCUCAUUUACUUUUUUUCAGAGGUUUAAUUUUAAUGCUUUAUGUAUCAAUUUACCACCAAAAUCUGUGUUCAUUAUUAAAUUGUUCAAUUAUUUUUUGCUGGAUUGUGUAAUUGAAAUACAUGUAUAACAUAGGGCAUUUCUUAUGGAAGGCACACUUCAAUUUACAACAAACUAAAUGAAUUGCUACAUGCAUUUCUCUAAUUCACUCAUGAAGGUUGUAUAAUAUUGCUUUAUUUAUUUAUUUGCUUAUAUCACAUUUUUAAUUUGCUCAUUUUUUAAAAAUUAUAUACAUCAGUAUAAUUUAUAUAUAAUGCAAAAAAAUAUAUAAUUUCUAUUUCAUUGAGAUCUAAAAUGAAUAAAAUUUGAUGAUAAAAACCUGGUACAUGUAAUAAUGUAGCUUCAAUAAUGUAGCCCUCUCCCCCCUUUUUUUUGCCUCUCAAGAAAAUAUCAAAAAAAAAAAAAUCGGAGAGGGCUACAUUAUUGCAGCUAGUAAUCAUGGUAAUUAUGUGGACCUUAUU